AUGGAUAUUGUUAACACAUGUUUAAUGAUGUUAAAUGUUUAAAGUACAUAAGAGAGUGAAUGUCCAAAAGAUGAAUUGAAUGAUUCGAUUGAUUUAUAUAUGGACUAAAAGAUUAGUAUAAUUGAAAUAAGGAUUGUGAAAUAUUUGCAUGGAAUGGGAAUUUAGACUAAAACUGAUCCAGGUUAAAAGGAAUAAUAAUAUUGGAAUUCAAAAAGGCUUGAAAGCAAUAAGAAAUUAGAAUAAUUUUGGAGUGGUAGCAAUCUUCCAAUGAAUUCUUCAUUAACACGUUUAUUGAAGUGUAGAUAAUCUCAAACAUUUUAACAUUUUGGACAGAGUGUAAAAUCUGUUUAAGAUUUUGGAACUUACUGAUAU
This is a messenger RNA of Paramecium pentaurelia, 372 nucleotides long. NCBI's taxonomy places the organism in Eukaryota, Ciliophora, Oligohymenophorea, Peniculida, Parameciidae. The record is from the annotation of a GenBank genome assembly.